This is a messenger RNA of Medioppia subpectinata, 3183 nucleotides long. The record is from the annotation of a GenBank genome assembly. NCBI's taxonomy places the organism in Eukaryota, Metazoa, Arthropoda, Arachnida, Sarcoptiformes, Oppiidae.
AUGCGCUAUAAUUUCAAUGCCUUGACGUGCGAGUCAUGUAAAGUGAUGUUUAGGAGAAAUGCCCGCAACUUUGAGGAGAGUAUUAUGACUGCCGAACAAAAAGAGAUAAGACUUCGCAAGAUUGAGGCCAAUCGGGGGCAGAAAAGUGUGGACACCGAAAAAACAAUCUCAAACACCCGGCCAUCGGUCAUACAGUCGACAGACACUCAGACGAGUGCAGCACCGGUUGAAUCGAUGUCUGUAUUGAAAAAGUUUGAUCACUUGGAGAGUGAUUAUGAGAAACUAAAAGCACGUCUCACUGAGUUGGAGGCUAUCAUCAAGAAUAAUAAUAUUACAGUUAAUAACAAUUAUGAUAAUAAUUAUAACAAUAGUCAAAACUGCUGUAACACUCAUAACGAUAGUAACAAUAGUAUUGUUAAUCAAUUAAUGCCGUAUAAAAGUGAGUACCAAUCGGUAUACGAGAGGGCCGUCGAGUUGGAGCUGUCAUUCGCGCCGUCCGUCGGCCACGCAAUCAAUCCAUUAAAUCGAAUGGACAUGAGUUAUACAGAAGUAGAGUCGACACGUUUACAUGAAUUGGUGACCGCUGUGAACGCUAUUCGACUUCAGGAUUGGACCCAAAUUAAUGAAUGGUGUCAGAGGAGACUCAUCAACGAGUUUAAUAAUGGUCUACAGGAUUCACUUAACACGUCCAAGAUGUUGGGUUUGUACCUGGAGCGAGUCACUCAGGGCACCGUACAAAUGGCCAAGUGUUUGCCCGCGUUUACGCAAUUGCCCGAGGACGAUCGAAUUGCCCUGAUCAAAUAUGGCUGCUUUGACAUAUGCGCGCUUCGGUCCGUUUUGUGUUUCAAUUAUGAUCACGAGUACUGGAAUUUCCAGAUGCGUAACCUCUAUGACAGAUAUCGUAACUUUAUUGCUAAUAUCGGCCGCGAAUGGGAUUCCGACACAAUUAUUAUUGAUUUGUUAUCCAUUAUACUACUAUUCAAUCCGGAUCGAGAAUGGCUAAUGAACCGUGAAGUUAUUAGAAUGCGACGGUGUGAAGUGAGACUAACCGAUCCUGAUAAAGACAAACUUCUGAUACACCAGGAUAUCAUCGGCUAUAAUUUUAAUGCCUUGACGUGCGAGUCAUGUAAAGUGAUGUUUAGGAGAAAUGCCCACAAUAUAGAGAAAUAUGAAUGUAAUUUCAACGGCAACUGUCGGAUAGAUAUUAAAAGUAGGAAAUUAUGCAAAUCGUGUCGAUUGAGAAAGUGUUUUGCAAACGGCAUGAAAAUAGAUAAUAUAAUGACUGCCGAACAGAUACAGCGAAGGCGUGAUAAGAUUGAGGCCAAUCGGGUGAGGAAGGCUGUAAACAGCGCCGUCACAGCCACCCGGCCAUCGGUCAUAACAGCGGCCAACCCUCAGACCAGUGCAGCACCGGUUGAAUCGAUGGCUGUAUUGAAAAAGUUUGAUCACUUGGAGAGUGAUUAUGAGAAACUGAAAGCACGUUUCAAUGAGUUGGAGGCCAUCAUUAAAGACAACAACAUUAUCCCUAAAAGCAAUUAUAACAGCAAUAAUAGUAAUCAAAACAGUGGUAACAAUCAUAACGAGAGUAUUGCCAAUAAUUUAAUGCCGUAUAAAAGUGAGUACAAAUCGGUAUACGAGAGGGCCGUCGAGUUGGAGCUGUCAUUCGCGCCGUCCGUUAGCCGUCCAUUGAAUCCAAUGGACACGAGUUUUACCGAAACAGAGAUCACGCGUUUGCGGGAACUGUUGUCGGCGGCCAAUGCUAUUCAGCCCCAGAAUUGGACCGAAAUCACCAUAAGUUGUCAAAACGAACUGAUCGUACAGUUUAAUAAUGGGAAUCAAUGCUCACGCAAUACCACAAAGAUGUUGGCCAUAUACUUGGAACGAGUGACCGAGGGCAUUAUGCAAAUGUCCAAAUGCUUGCCCGCGUUUAACCAGUUGUCUGAUACGGACCAACUGUCCUUGAUCAAAUAUGGCUGCUUUGAUAUAUGCGCGUUGCGAUCGGUUUUGUGUUUUAAUUAUGAUUACGAGUACUGGAACUACCAAAUGGGCGCGGAUAAGAGUGUAAUUUUGAAGCUAGAUCUCUUAAAGGCUGAAAAACGUAAUAUUUAUGGCAGUUAUCACACGUUUCUCACUAAUAUCGGCCGGCAAUGGGAUUCCGACCCAAUUGUUAUUGAUUUGUUGACCACUAUUUUACUCUUUAACCCUGAUCGACCGGAAUUAAUGUCCCGAGAGCUUAUCAGAUUACAACAGAAUAUAUACAUGUAUUUACUUCAACGCUAUUUAAUAAUCAAAUACGGGUCUGAAUCCGAGGCGAAGACAAAAUUGCUUACAAUUGGAUGGAAACUGACUGCACAUGGUGUAAUUAAACAUCCUGUUUAUACUGGCACUGCCUCUGCGGCCACAUUAGCCGAGAACAAGGAGUUCAUCAGAUGUGCCAAAGAGCGCACCGCAGCCCUCGAGAACCUCAAUGAGGAAGAGCUGAUUAAUUUGACUCAACAAAAUUUGGUCACCGCCUCGGCUAUGGUGGCCAAGAGAGCGGCCGCCGCCCAACGCCAGGGACUCGUCUGUUAUAACAAUUUCAACACCGUUUACGGCCCGGGAGUGCUGGCCAUUAUGGGCCCAACCGGCGAACCAAAGGUGUUGAGCACCGCCACCAGCGCUGAGCAACGGGCGACGGCCACCAAACAGAUCGCCGGCAUGACUCAAUUGAUCAUGUGCGACGAGGCCUAUCGGGCCAAUCACGUGGACGACAUCAUUCAAUGCAAUUUCUUUGACCGCAACGGCGGCGCCGCCGCUCAGUUCGCUGUCAAACUGCCACUCUUGGAGUCGGUUAUGGGUGUGGGCGGUGUCCUACUCAAGGGUGCCUCUCCCCCCAUGGCAUCCGUCGUAACGCAGAUCAAGAACCUUUAUGGUGAUUUGUACGCCACCGGCAAGACCUGCUCUGAAAGCAAAGACCUAACGCCUGACCAACAGUGCGCUAAUCUGAAAAUGUUGGACUUGGAGUUGGACCGACUCGGAGAGUUGGGCGCACUGGCAGUCGCAUCCAAAUUGCCCUUCUUGUAAAAUGAACAUGUUCAUGUAUAUUUUACUAAAUAUAUUAUUUUAAACACUUAAUUGUUUCUAAAUUAAUACUCAAAAUUUAUCUCAACUGUUUGUUUAAACAAUAAAAUAUUCAGCAUUUAA